AAACAGCUGGCAUUCGCUCUACACAUAUUCACACAUGCAGAGUAGUUGCCUGUUUUUGCAGCAGCAGGAUUCUCUUACUACAAAUACAACAAACCUCGCCACUCUUGGAAAUGAAGGCUUAUUUGUCUGGAUUUUGAAUGAAUGUGACAGAUGUUUGCAGGCUCUACAGAUGAUGAAUGAACAGGCUCUCGUCCAUGUCUCGGCGCCAUCAUCAUGCCAGGGUCCGGGUCAUCAGACGGCUCUUCACAGAGCUGCCAUGGUGGGGAAAAGUGAUGCAAUGGCUGCUCUGAUUCAGGGAGGCUGUGCUGUCGACCUGCAGGACAGAGAUGGCAACACUGCGCUCCAUGAAGUGUCCUGGCAUGGGUUCUAUCAGUGUGUCAAACUGCUCCUCAAAGCAGGGGCCCGCGUGCACCUCAGUAACAAGGCAGGAAACACAGCUCUUCACUUGGCUUGUCAGAAUGCACAUGCUCAGACUGCUCGGCUUCUGCUGCUUGGAGGAUCCACACCCGACACCAAGAAUAAAGUGGGUGAUACCUGUUUGCAUGUAGCUGCUCGCUAUGACAACCUGAGCCUGGUGAAAAUCCUGCUGAGCUCUCUGUGCUCUGUGACCGACCAAAACCAGGAAGGGGACACUGCUCUCCACGUGGCUGCUGCUCUGAACCAUAAGAAGACAGUUCAACUGUUAUUGGAGGCAGGAACAGAUGGGAAAAUCAGAAACAAUGCAGGGAAAACAGCACUGGACAAGGCCAGAGACAACAACCAUAAAGAUCUGGCUAUUCUCCUGGCCUCUGCACCUGAGGUGCAUCGUUUCAUGCGAGGAAGAACAAUAAGGAAACCAAGAGAGAGACUGAUAGCUGAGCGCAAGACCCAGUCUGUCACCAGAGAGGACAGUAUUUCUGUUGUGGAUUGUCCCAGCAGUGAGCAGAUGGAGAGCAGGACUGCAGUCAUGAUGGACCCUCAGAGACCACAGCAGCAGCAGCUUUACAACAAGACUCCAGUCGCCACCUGCAGCCGCUACAGACAUCACAAAGCAAGGGUCAGGAAGCAAGUGGGUCGUCCAGAAACCAGGACCAGCAUGAUCAACUCUGCUUUGGAUGAAGACAAUCUGAGAAAAUGCAAGACUACAGGCGUCCAUAUGAGGAAGAACGGAGUCCGUGGUGAAGGCUUCACUCAGCUUUACACACUGUACUGUGAUGAGCAUGGCAAUGCAUCGACCAAUGGAUGCCACUGUAAGACCUCACUGAAGCACCUGGAGGGUCAAGUUAAUGCCACACAGGAGGAGAUGAGGCUGCACAUUAUGUCUGUCCAGGAGCAGGUCAACAGCAGAAUGGACAAGAUGGACCAGAGGACCAGACAACAGAUUAAAGUUUUAAGUGUCCUAAAUCAGGAAAGAGCAGCAGCAGAGAGGAAGAACCUGAUUUACUGGAUUGAGCGGAGGGCUGCUCAGGACAGAGAGGAGGCUCUGAAAACUCAGCAGGCAACAGCGAGUCAUGACGUGAAGAGUUGGUGGAUGUCUCACCAAAAGGAUUUGGAUGUCCACGUCCCAACCGACAGCAAGUAUUACAAACUCCUGCCCUCACCAUCUGUGGAGCAGUCUGACGCUGACCUGGAGGCUGAUGUGGAGUCGCUCCCCUUGCUCUCUGUAAAAUCGGGAGACAGCAGCACUUCGCUGGCAAACUACGUCAACAUCCUGCCAUCCACCUACAGCCUGGAGAGCAUUAAGCAGGGGCAAGUGGGGAGGAGGACAUACUUUGAGAUGAGAGUCGAACGAUCACCAGAUGACUAUGAGAACACAGCCCUGUUUCCUCUGCCAGACAGCCAGCUGGACUCUACUGACCCCUCCUGGCAAUGUCCAGGAGUGCAGGGCAGUCCCGGCGCAGCAGUGGUGCCUCUCUGUGGGGACAGCAUCUCAAGUAGCAGCAGUCAGUCCAGCAUCAGUGAGCAGGGACCUACGUUGAUCCCACAGCAGGAGCACAGAUAUGAAUGGCAACAGAGGAACCAUUUCAGAGUGCUGAUGAAUUCCCAGAGGAACGACAGCAGCACAACAGUGGCGCGCUUCACUGACUGCACUCAGCCCUCAUUCCAGCAGGAGAAGAACAGACUGCACGCCAUGGAAGUGACGCAUCACUUCUUUGACACAGUGUCCACUCACUUAGAGCAUUGGUACGAAAGGAAGCUUGUGGACAUGGAGCAGCAAAUGGAGGUGAAAGCCCAGCAGGACAGGAAGCAGCUGCUCCAGCGAAUCAGCACGCUGGAGGAGGAGCUUCAGAGGCUGAGGACCAGUGACGCUGCAGAAAUGUGACGUUGACGCGUAUGCAAAGAUGAUGAUGUCUUUCCUGAGAGAAGAGAAACAAAUAAACAAAUAAACAAAUCUUUGUAUGUAUGUACAAUACUCGCAUACUUGGGAAGUAUGACUGGAGUACAUACUCACCAAGUACACAAGUAUGAUCAAUGCAAUUGGAACAGUAGCUACUUCCUUGUUUUUGUCAAGCGUUUAAACCUCAAUACCACCACCAACAGUCUUGAUGAACAUGUAAAAUACUUUUAAUAAACGCAUAUAUAGUUAUUGUUAUUAUUUUCACAUUUUAAUUACUUAAUUUGCCAAACGUUUACCGAGCGUCCACAGAGGACCACACAUAUCUUGUAUCUUGUGCUCAUAUAAUGACUCAUUCGUCGCCUCAAAUGAUCUUAGAACUCAGAAAAAACAAUUAUUUCAGGUUUA
Messenger RNA from Solea senegalensis (Senegalese sole), 2722 nucleotides. Its product is annotated as ankyrin repeat domain-containing protein 6-like. Bases 35 to 2302 code for a protein of 755 amino acids. NCBI's taxonomy places the organism in Eukaryota, Metazoa, Chordata, Actinopteri, Pleuronectiformes, Soleidae. The transcript has 15 exons. Gene Ontology annotation, molecular function: protein binding. The record is from RefSeq and is a predicted model, not a curated record.